AUGUCCGGCCUGGCUAUAGCCGAUGUGCCCUGGAUCUCGAAACGCGUCAAGGCAUGCUGUCGAAGGGCGAAGCUGUUCAGCACCGACGAGAUUCUACUCUGCCAGCCGCAGCAGCUCCAGCAUGCGCUUCGGAUCUCUCAAGCAGACGUAGACUUGCUCUUGCUUCAAGUGGCCACCGCAACAGCGCCGUCUCCUGUGUCGGUGCUAGAUGCACUCAACGGCAAGCUGCCUGUCAAAACCAUUGACGACCACACUCUGUUUGACGGAACCACUGAUGUCAACGAUACCGAUUCAGCAGACGGAUCCGACUCGAGCAGCGAUGCAAGCGACCGCGAACAGGUUGGUGAUGUCAGGAUCCCAUCUUCGUCGAUAGUGCCCCCCACGCAAGGGUACGAUGGCAACUUUCCCGGUGUACAGCGCUUUGUCUACGACUCGGAUUCCGACUCCAACAGCGACGCAGACUCUCAAACUGACGUCAUGAUGCACGACGACGUCGAGCCGCCUUCCACCUUCCGUCGGACGCAAGUUGCACACCUCGACGGCGAUGAGGUACAACAGCAGCAGGAGUGUCAUAGUGCUUUGGACCACGACGCCGUUCGGCCCGCUAUUGCUAGAGAUGUGCUCUCUCUUGGUCGCGAGCGUCAUACCCUUUCGAGCGGCUCUUCAGAGCUCGACGACUUGCUCGGCGGUGGCUUUCGCUCCGCAGUGCUUACCGAACUCGUGGGAGAGAGUGGAUCUGGCAAGACACAGCUGGCCAUCCAAGCCUGCACAUAUGCCGCCCUUGGGUUUGUCCCUCUGCCACCGGCGGACGAGCAGCACGACGAUGCUGUACUGACAGCCGUCGCGGAUGGGAAUUCCAUAGAAGCAGCUACGCUCAGAGACAUCUUGCAGGACUACGGCAUGACGACAAGGAGCGACGACUUGCCAAAUGAACUUGGCGCGUGCUACAUCACAUCCGGUGGCGAAAGAGGCGCUCACUCGAUCGUCAACAGAGCCCUCAAACUGACGAGCUCUGCGAUUAACGAGCGCUUCAACCGCGUCCAUCCUCCUUCUGUAGAACACAUGCAAAGUUCCCAAGUCCGCCUCGACCGCCACGUGCUGCUAGCACGAGCUCACGAGCUGGGACGUGCACAGUUGCUCUGUAAUCUGCACGUCGCUUGCGUAGCCGAUGUGGAAGCGCUUGAGCAUGCGCUCAAGUACAGUCUGCCCGGGUUGAUGGUGCGUCUGUCGUCCAAGCACGCACAGGAUGCUGCAUCGACAGCGUCGCCAGAGGUAGGUGUUGUAUUGGUGGACAACCUCCCCUCGCUGUUUCAGGAGGACCCGGUAGCAGGUGACAUCGACUCGCUCGUACAGCGAUCCAAGAUGCUUGUCGAGAUUGCGGAUGCGCUCAAGCGGCUUGCUGUGAGCGGGAGCUGCGUUGGGAGAGCAGUGUUGGUGCUCAACCACGUCAGCGAUGCGUUUGGGAUCGACAAGGACAUUGCACGCCGGUUUGUGUUUGACUCUGCGGACCGCAUCCGGAUCGCUCGUGCGCAGCGAGGAGGAGGAGGGGGAGGUCAGCAGGAAGCGGGGGCAACCGCAUCAGCGCUGCCUGACUACGCGGCUGCGAUGGAGUAUGCGAGUCAGUCGGCGUUUGUCAGUGGGUUGCUCGCUUCAGUGCCGCCGACGUUGGCCGAGGCGAUCGGCGCAAGUGCAGUCCAGGAGAGUAGAGCGGGUGACGAUGGGCCGCUGUACGCACUACACCCACGCACUGCUCAGCUGGGGCAUACAUGGAGCAAUCUGGUCAACGUUCGACUGUUCUUGUCCAAGACGAAGGGAAGGGUGAGUAUGCCCGAUCCGCCACUGCCACCGCCCGCAAGAGAGGGCGAUGCGGGUGCCGGCGCGUCCCAGAGCGGCGAGGUGAGGAUGACGACGGUGCGCAAAGCAGCCGUAGUCAUGAAUCCUUUCGGUCCGACCAUGCUCGACACCUCUGCUAGCAGCAGUAGUAGAUGCGUGCGACAGCUGCGUUUCGUCGUUACGCCGACUCGAGCGUUUCACGUGCUGCGAGCAUAUGGUUCUGUGGCGCACACCUCGGCGGCUACGAGUAUAGCGAGCGUGUCAGAGGUGCGCGGUACUCAGCGAAUAGCACGAACGGGAGGGGAACAGGACGAGGACAGGGAGGAGGACGAGGAAGACCUGUUCGGCGAAGCAUUGCAGGACCAGGACUGGCUGGCCAUCGAUCAAUUUGUGCAGUCUCAACAUGCGUCAACGCCGUCGUCAUAA
Sporisorium graminicola is the source of this 2259-nucleotide messenger RNA. RefSeq lists its product as uncharacterized. Lineage: Eukaryota; Fungi; Basidiomycota; Ustilaginomycetes; Ustilaginales; Ustilaginaceae. Gene Ontology annotation, molecular function: DNA strand exchange activity; ATP-dependent DNA damage sensor activity; double-stranded DNA binding. Gene Ontology annotation, biological process: DNA strand invasion; DNA recombinase assembly; DNA repair. The transcript has a single exon. The coding region runs from base 1 to 2259 and encodes 752 amino acids. The record is from RefSeq and is a predicted model, not a curated record.